Molecule: messenger RNA, 1143 nt
Organism: Naumovozyma castellii
Lineage: Eukaryota; Fungi; Ascomycota; Saccharomycetes; Saccharomycetales; Saccharomycetaceae
Gene: MTG1
Product: putative GTPase MTG1
Exons: 1
Coding region: 1-1143 (380 amino acids)
Source: RefSeq, a predicted model, not a curated record
AUGCUAAGUCGUAACACCAAUGCCCAAAUCUUUCAAAGAUUAUACUCUUCCAUCUCAAAUACAACAACCAGAGAUGUGGGUUUUAUGCCAAGAUUUGAAUUCCCAAACUAUAACAUUCCGUUAACAGACUUUAAAGGACACCAGGUGAAGGCUUUGAAGAAAUUCGAAAAAUUGGCACCUCAAUUAAAUAUGCUUCUAGAACUCAGGGAUGUGAGGGCCCCUUUAUCUACCAGAAAUAUUCUUUUUGACAAAGUAAUGGCCCCGGAAUCACGAUUGCCCAGGUUAAUCGUUUAUACAAAGAAAGAUUUAAUCAUUAACAAUAACGCAUAUCUAAAACGACUUAAAACAUGGCAUGAAGAAAUAGGAGAAAAAUUCUUACUGAUGGAUUGUAAAAAUUCAGUUGACGUAAAGAAUUUAAUGAAAGUUAUUGAGUGGGAAAGCUAUUCUGCAAUAAAAAGCAAUAAUAUACCGUUACCAAUGGGAUAUAGGAUACUUGUUGCUGGUAUGCCUAAUGUAGGUAAAUCCACAUUGGUUAAUUCACUAAAAUCACUAGCGAGAAAGAAUGACUAUACAUUGUCAGGCAAAGCUAAAAAAGUUGCACGGACAGGUGGUCAGGCUGGUGUAACAAGAAGCACUAGUGAAUGCAUUAGAAUCUCACCACGAUCUGCUCAAUCUCAAGGUAUUUAUUUGAUUGACAGUCCAGGUAUUGGAACCCCAGGAAGAGUAGCGAAUGUUAAUCGCAUGUUAUCAUUAUCUCUUUGCGGUUGUGUGAAAAGUGAUCUUAUAGACCCAAUAAUUCAAGCAGAUUAUCUACUAUAUCUAAUGAAUUUACAAGAUGCGAAAAAGGGUGAUUACUUCUAUCCGGGGGACGUCGAAUCUCCUUCUAAUGACAUAUAUGAGGUGUUAAAAAGAGUUAAGAACAAACGUAAGAUUGAUGAUAUCCCAACCUCGAUACAAUGGGUAGAUCAGUGGAGACAAACAAGAGGAGGUAUUAUCCUUGACCCUGAGUUGUUAUUACAAUGUGAUGAAUUCUCAUAUAGGAACUACGUCAAAGGUGAACUAAGUAAGCUGGGUGACCUCUAUUCGGGUGGAGUGGAUCUUAAGAAUAAGUAUAGCAAUAACAAGAAAAUAUUCAGAAAUUAA